This is a messenger RNA of Kluyveromyces marxianus DMKU3-1042, 2187 nucleotides long. RefSeq names its product Vtc4p (gene VTC4). NCBI's taxonomy places the organism in Eukaryota, Fungi, Ascomycota, Saccharomycetes, Saccharomycetales, Saccharomycetaceae. Gene Ontology annotation, biological process: vacuolar transport; vacuole fusion, non-autophagic; microautophagy. Bases 1 to 2187 code for a protein of 728 amino acids. The transcript has a single exon. The record is from RefSeq and is a predicted model, not a curated record. Gene Ontology annotation, cellular component: fungal-type vacuole membrane; vacuolar transporter chaperone complex.
AUGGUGAAAUUUGGGGAGCAUUUGAAGCGCUCUUUAAUUCGGGAGUAUAGCUACUAUUAUAUAAGUUAUGAUGAUUUGAAAGCUGAAUUGGAGGAUUCUUUGGAAUCUAACAAUGGUGUGUGGUCUGAGGAGCUUGAGACUCAGUUUUUGGAGUCGCUUGAGGUUGAAUUAGAUAAGGUUUACACUUUUUGCAAAGUGAAGCACAACGAAGUUUUGCGUCGAGUUAAGGAAGCACAGGAGCAGGUUUCUGUUGCCUUUCAUUCUUUAGACAGCAACACACCAGUGACGGACUUGGAUUUCCAAAUUUUGGAGGAGGAAUUGUCUGACAUUAUUGCUGAUGUGCACGAUUUGGCCAAGUUUUCAAGGUUGAAUUACACUGGGUUUCAAAAGAUCAUCAAAAAGCACGAUAAGAACACCAAGUUUAUCUUGAAACCUGUGUUCCAGGUGAGAAUGAAUGCCAAGCCAUUUUUCAAAGAGAAUUACGAUGAAUUGGUUGUGAAGAUUUCGCAGCUUUAUGACAUUGUUAGAACUAGGGGUAACCCAGUUAAGGGUGACUCUGCUGCAGGUGGUAAGCAACAGAACUUUGUGAGACAAACUACAAAGUACUGGGUUCAUCCAGAUAAUAUCACUGAAUUGAAGUUGAUUAUCUUGAAGCACUUGCCUGUUCUUGUUUUCAACACCAAUAAAGAAUUUGAAAAAGAAGAUAGUGCCAUUACUUCUAUCUAUUACGAUAACGAGGACUUGGAUCUAUAUUACGGUCGUUUACGUAAGGAUGAAGGCGCUGAAGCACAUAGAUUAAGAUGGUAUGGUGGCAUGGGCUCUGAUACAAUCUUUGUGGAACGUAAGACCCAUAGAGAAGACUGGACUGGUGAAAAAUCGGUUAAGGCCCGUUUCGCUUUGAAGGAGAAGUACGUCAACGAUUUCUUGCACGGGAAAUACACCGUUGAACAAGCCUUCGCCAAGAUGCGCCGCGAAGGUAAAAAAUCAAUCCAGGAAAUAGAGAGUUUGGAAGCAUUGGCUACAGAGAUACAGUACACCAUGUUGAAGAAAAAAUUGAGACCAGUUGUUAGAAGUUUCUACAACAGAACUGCGUUCCAAUUACCUGGUGAUGCCCGUGUCCGUAUCUCUUUAGAUACUGAACUAACCAUGGUUAGAGAGGAUAACUUCGAUGGUAAUGAUAGAACUAACGGUAAUUGGAGGAGAAUGGAUAUUGGUGUCGAUUGGCCAUUCAACCAAUUACCAGAAAAGGAUGUUUGUAGAUUCCCUUAUGCUGUGCUAGAAGUGAAGCUACAAACUCAAUUGGGUCAAGAACCUCCUGAAUGGGUUAGAGAGUUGGUUGGUUCCCACUUGGUUGAACCGGUUCCUAAGUUCUCCAAGUUCAUUCAUGGUGUAGCUACUUUGCUCAACGACAAGGUCAACUUGAUUCCAUUUUGGCUACCUCAGAUGGACGUCGAUAUCAGAAAACCUGCAAUCCCAACAAAUAUCAACAUCACAAGACCUGGAAGAGAAGAUGAUGAGGAGUUCGAAGAUACCGAGGAUGAAGAGUUAGCAGCUCCAGCAAACUCCUACGAUAUUGAGGAGGCAGCCGGUGAUGUUCCAGUUAAUCGUGGUGCUGGCCAGCCAACAGGCGUAUCUUCUGCUCCUAAUUAUGGUGCUAUUACUGAAAAUGCCAACGUGCCAUCUAACUCAUCUGAAAAUGCCGCAGAAAUUCUGCGUAAGAUUAGACAAGCUUCUAAUCCAGUAACUAAAUAUUGGUACACUUUGGUAUACCAUAUCGACCACUACUUGUAUGGUGACCAGAUAUCCAAGGUUCCUCAAGGUACAGUCUUUGAUUCUUAUGUGAGCGCUCCGCCAGGCAAAACGAUCUGUGUGCCUGUACGUGUCGAGCCAAAAGUUUACUUUGCCACAGAAAGAACCUUGCUAUCUUGGGUUUCAGUUGGUCUUGUCUUAGGAGGUGUUUCAACUAGUUUCUUAACGUAUGGUACACCAACUACUAUGGUGGCUUCUAUCGGUUUCUUUAUUACCGCCCUUGUCACCAUCUGGUUGAGCACAUACACAUACUGCAAACGUGUAGUAAACAUUAGAAUGAAACGUCCUAUCGACUACGAAGAUAAGUAUGGACCUCCAAUGAUUUGCGCCUUUUUAAUGGCAUCAAUCUUGUUCACCUUCUUCUGCAACAUUGUAUGA